This is a messenger RNA of Saccharomycopsis crataegensis, 3147 nucleotides long. RefSeq names its product condensin subunit YCG1. Lineage: Eukaryota; Fungi; Ascomycota; Saccharomycetes; Ascoideales; Saccharomycopsidaceae. Gene Ontology annotation, cellular component: condensin complex; condensed chromosome. Bases 1 to 3147 code for a protein of 1048 amino acids. The transcript has a single exon. Gene Ontology annotation, biological process: mitotic chromosome condensation. The record is from RefSeq and is a predicted model, not a curated record.
AUGACCACCUCUCUAUCCCAUAAAGAGGCUCUAAGCCAGGCUAAGAAUCUCAGCGUUCCUGAACAAAUCACCCGAUCCUUGGCUCAAGUGUUCCAACAUGCCCAAUCCUCUUAUGUUGGCCAUCGUAAACAUUUGGUGGUGAUGAGAACAAUUCAACAACGAGCAUUUGAUUUGGGGUUCGAAGACGCGUUUAAUAUCUCAUUCUGCCGGUUGGUUAAUAAAGUGCUUCCCAUAAAGAAGGCUGAGCAGGUAGCUGAUCGGAUUGCCAAAUUAGUGGUUAAUUUCAUAUCUAGUAUCCAAGACGAUGAACCUACAAAAGAAGGAGAACAGGAAGAUGAAGAAGAGGAAGAGGAUACUGUGGGUUCACGAUUUACCAAGUACUUUAUUCACCAUUUGCUUCGAGGGGUGGAGUCCAAAGACAAGAACGUUCGGUAUCGUGUAAUGCAUCUUCUUUCACUUGUGGUAAAUAGUAUUGGAGAAAUUGAUAAUGAAUUAUACAACGUAUUGAUCUGGGAGGUUCAUAAGCGGUUGUUCGAUAAAGAACCGAACGUCAGACUAAAGGCCGUCCUAUGUCUUACGCGAUUUCAAGAAGAAGAUGUGGAUCUUUCUGACGAAAAUAGCGCGAUUGCCAAAUUAUUAUUUGUGAUCCAAAAUGAUUCAUCGGCCGAAGUUAGACGUGCUGCUUUGUUGAACUUGGAUAAAAACGAGAUCACUUUACCGUAUCUUAUGGAAAGAGCCAAGGAUGUCAAUUCCAUCAAUAGAAAAUUAGUGUAUUCAAGAAUUGUCAGAGAAAUCGGGGAUUUCAGAUUGUUGGAUCGUAAAAUGCGUGAAAAAAUCUUGACUUGGGGGCUCAAAGAUAGAGAAAACCUUGUUCAACAAGCUGCCAUCAAAAUGUUUUGCUCCCAAUGGUACGAGAAUUGUAAUAGUGACUUGAUGGAAUUACUUGAAAGAUUGCAUUUGAUAAAAAGCGAAAUUGCCGAAACCGCCAUGAAGUUCUUUUUUGAACAGCGGCCACAAAUGGUGCACAAAAUUCAAUUUGAAGAUGAGUUUUGGAGAAAGCUAAAUGUUGAAGCUUCAUUUUUGGCAAAAAUGUUUUACAAUUAUUGUAUUACAAACGACUUGAACGAAAUGAUUGAAAAAAAUUUCCCAGUGACAACGGAGUUUGCUGGCCUAUUAACCAAGUACUUGAAAGUUAGAAAGGCUACGGUAUCGGAAGAUACAGAAAAUAUUGAUGACAUUAAUUUUGUCAUUGAGCAACUAUUAUCGAUUGCCAAAAAUUACGACUUUGGUGAUGAAGUUGGAAGAAGAGAAAUGCUACAGACCUUAAGAAUGUCACUAUAUGAUGAUUUAACUGACUCCCAAGUGGAGAUUGCUUUAAAAGUCCUCAAGAAAAUCUCGAUCAAUGAAAAAGAUUUUUGCCAAUUGGUCAGUGAAAUAAUUAUUGACAUUCGUGAUGAGGACGAAGAAUUCAGCAUGGAUAUGGAAAUGGAUUUUGAAACCACGGAUGCUGAAGAAGUGGCAAGCAAUAAGCUUAAAGUUAAUAGAGCUCUUCAAAUUCUUUCGAUAUGCCAACAUAUGCUUGAAUUGACCCAUGAGCCACUUCGUGGUAACAUUCCAGUGACUUCUUUGUUAGAUAGCGUUAUCAAUCCGGCAAUUCGUUCGAAAGUUUCCGCAAUCCGUGAAGGCGGGGUCAAAUGUCUCGGGUUAUGCUGCUUGUUAGAUGACAUGUUAGCGACAGAACAGCUUGCAUUUUUUGGGAUCUGUUGUGCUAAAGGUAACGGUGACUUGCACUCUCUAUGUUUAAAAAUCAUAUUUGACAUUUUAUCGGUGCAUGGGCCUAAAGUGUUGGACGUUGAGGGGUGUGUUGAUUCUCUUUCCAUGCAUAAGUUACUAUUCAGAUCAUUAAAGAAAUAUGAAAUUCCCGUGGUCCAAGCGAUUACUGCAGAGGGAUUAUGCAAACUUUAUCUUAAUGACGUUUUCAAUGACGAAGAAUUGUUCGAGACUUUGUUAUUGGCGUACUUCCAUCCUCAAAACUCAACAAAUGAAGAUUUAAUUCAAGCUUUAUCAUUUUGCUUGCCAGUUUAUGCUUUUUCUCAUCCAAGACAUCAAGAAAAAGUUGCAAAAGUUGCAGCAGACUCAUUCAGUAGACUGUUCAAGACAUUUGAAGAACUCCAAGAGGCCGAGGAUUCUGCAGGAUUGUCCAUGACUUCUCCAUCAGUUAUAAUUCAACAAUUAAUUCAUUGGACAGAUUCAUACAAUAUUGUCAACUGCUCAGAUGCCACUAAGGAAUUGCUGAAAUAUCAUUUGAUAUUCGUGAUGGAUUUACUCGAUACCAUGUUAAAAUCGGACAAUAAACUUUAUUGUAAAACAGUGGCGAUGAAUUUAUCCAAGUUCAUUAUCUCUGAAACUCUUACUAAAGAAGAUCUUGACAAUCUUUACGAUAAGGCGGUACAAGCUAAGGACGAAGUCGAAACCAACGUGGAAGGUAUUGACAAAGCUUCAAUUAAUGCUUUGAAUAAAUUUAUUUCCUCAAUAGCAGAGGUCCUGGCAAUCAUUGAAGAAAUCGAGAAAGAUAAACCAAAGGAAAAUAAUGAAGAGUUUGUGAAAGCGUUGACAGAACCAUCGGAAGAGGAAAAGAAGCAAGAGAAGGGAGAGGAAGAUCUGUUGGAGGCUAUUGCAGGCGAGGCAAAUGAAGAUGAUUUGGCUAUUCCGGAGACUUCGCUAAUGAAACUACCAUCGAACCAGUCCAUCAUUAUCAGGGAAUAUGAUGAUGAUGACGAUGAAGAUGAAGAAGAGGGAGAUUUUGAUAAUGGAGACAUUUUGGUGAGCAAAGUAGAAAACACAGAUGAUGAUGAAGUGUUGCAAAGUGCAAAUAAUAGCGCAUCAACCAUAAAAGGUAGCAAACUUGAUGCGGAUAUCGAUAAUUCACCGACUGGCAGUAGAAGACGUAUAUCUGGAGCAACAACCAAAAACGAUACCAAAUUGGGUUCCAAAAAAGAUGAAAAAGAUGUAAAUAAUGACGGGGAAGAAGAUUCUGAUGAGGAAGAGUACGAUGAAGAUAUUGACCAUUCUUCAAUAAUGCAAGUUGAUACCACAAAUAACUCGAGUGAUUAUUCUGAUGAGGACGAAGAUCUAUCACUGGAUUGA